This is a messenger RNA of Ilex paraguariensis (yerba mate), 1562 nucleotides long. Lineage: Eukaryota; Viridiplantae; Streptophyta; Magnoliopsida; Aquifoliales; Aquifoliaceae. The record is from the annotation of a GenBank genome assembly.
UGACUUCCAACUCACAUUUCUUUCACUUUUAGUUGAAACAUUCUCAUUUUUUAUUUUCUUUUUUCGGUGCCAAUCCUUUUUGGCCUGUAAAGCAAAACCCACCUUGCAGUGCAAACCCAUCUCACUAAUCCCCCCAAAACCACACCAUUAAUUUAGAGAGAAACAGAUGACGAUAGCAAAUGUAGUCAGUCAGGAAAUAUAACUCCUUUCUUUCUUUUUGUAACUAAUCCUUCAGAUCUGUGGCCUUAAGCCCUCAUUUUUCUUCCAAAAAGUAUGGGUUUGUUAUCUUUUACUUCAGGAAUCAAGACACCACUUGCAGAAAAUUGAAGAAUUUUCUACUGUUGAUGUAUGGUGGGAUUUUCAAGGUUUGAUUUUUAAGCAGAGAUUAUCCAGAAGCAAUUCGUUGUCCCAGGGAAAUAAGAGAAGGGCUUCUGCAAGAAUAGUUGUUAUUCUUCUGUCAAUGAGAGAUAUUAGGUUUUUUCCCACCAAGAUUGGCUUGUUGGUGUUCUAGUUUGCUUGAAAAGGAGAACCUGGCUUUAUGACUUCACCAUUAAGUAGAACACCCACCCAUUUUUGACAAAUUACGGAUUGAUUUAGAGUUGGAGAAAGGUGGGGUUUUUUCUUGUGGUAAAGAUGAUUCAGUUAUUGUUCUUGGUUCUCUUUGCUGAGGGCGCGGUGGCAUUCCUUCUAAUGGUGAAGAUUGGGUUACUGAGAGAGCUGGUGAUGAAGGGUUUGGAUCAGGUGAAGAUGAGAAAGGGCACUGUUUUGACUGUUGCAAGUGUAAUGUCUGUGAUCCUCUUUUUCAACUUCAUUAGUAUUGUCAAGAUUCAGAACAAGGGUGCUAAGGUUGGUACCAUGACACCGAUGGAUCAGGUUCUUUGGAGGACCCAUGUGCUGGAGGCUUCUCUCAUGGGGUUCUCUCUGUUUCUUGGAUUUUUAAUUGAUCGAAUGCACCAUUAUCUUCGAAAACUGGCCGGUUUGAGAGGUACUGUGGUAGCUUCAAGACAGGAAGUUGAAAGGCUUGAAAAAGAAAAACUGCAGCUUAAAAAAAAGGAGGAGAACGCCAAAGAAAAUAUAAAGCAGCUCCAGAAAGAAAUUUCAGAUUUAACUGAGAGUUUGAGCAAGCUUAAGUUGGAGUCUGCAGAGAAGGAAAAACGGGUAGAAACUGCUGAAUCUCAUGUUGCUGCACUCCAGAAACAAGCUGCUGAUCUACUACUGGAAUACGAUCGUUUGUUAGAAGACAACCAAAAUCUUCAGACCCAAGCUCUAGGAUAUAGGAGCUGAGAACUUUUGGCAUAACUACUAUUCAAGCUUUGGUCAGAGGUGAUGUUAAUCAAGCAUCUACUCAAUUGCACAGUAAGUAUUCUGGCUCAGCCCCUCCUAUAGGAGGAGGAAUUGGAGUAGAGGCUAGUUCUUUUGUUCAGUGUUAUUGAAAAUUUUGUAUCUUUUCCCCCUGGAUUGAGAGUUUGUAUCAUCUAAAUUGCUUAUUGAGGCGGAAUUUACAUUUUCAUCUUGGUUUUUAGCUAAUGAGUAAUUUGAUUCAAGCUAUCAAUGAAACGCUG